AUGUCGACUACGGCUGUAGAGGCUCGUAAAUCAUCGAGCGGGAAUGUUUCUAAAAAGCCCAAGUCAGUAGCGAAUAAGGCCAAGACUGCUGCUAGCACAAAGAGGGGCACAAAACCCGCGUCACAAGCCAAUACAAAAAAGAACAAUGCCGUGAAGGAAGAGCCAGAUAAAACGCGUCCGGCCAAGAAACGUAAAGUGUUGAAAGCUGAUCCAGCCGUCGACAAUGCAACAGAAGUAAAACAAGAGGAAUUGGUCGUCGAUGGCGGCCUCAAAGCCGAUGACGAGGAUAUUCACCGUUGGUGGGAAGAGGAUCCGAAUGACCACUCCGUCAAAUGGGAGACUUUGGAACACAAUGGCGUCAUUUUCCCCCCUCCAUACGAAAAGCUACCCGACGAUGUCAAGCUCAAGUAUGACGGUAAAAAGGUGGACUUGCCAGUCGAGGCCGAAGAGGUUGCGGGUUUUUAUGGUGCCAUGAUAAAUACGGAUCACGCAAAGAAUCCGGUGUUCCAGGCGAAUUUUUUUGGCGAUUUCAAGGAGGUGCUGAGCACUUCUGGACGAGCACUAAUUUCGGGGACGUCAAAGUUCAUUGAAAUCGAGAGUUUCGACAAGUGUGACUUUUCCGAUAUCUUUGCCUAUUAUGAAGAUCAGCGCAACGCGAAAAAGGCGCUGCCUCCUGCUGUCAAGAAACGACUAAAGCAAGAAAAAGACGAGGCCGAGGAAAAGUACAAAACAUGCUAUCUGGACGGCCGGAAGCAACCGGUGGGAAAUUUCCGGGUCGAGCCCCCAGGCCUUUUCCGUGGACGCGGACAGCACCCCAAGACAGGGAAACUCAAAGCUCGUGUUCAACCCGAACAAGUUACUCUGAAUAUCGGAAAAGAUGUAAAGAUCCCUGAGCCUCCUGCUGGUCACAAUUGGAGCGAGGUCCGCCAUGACAAUACCGUUUCUUGGCUUGCUAUGUGGAAAGAGAACAUCAAUGGCAACACUAAAUACGUCUUCUUAUCUCAAAGCUCCUCUUUGAAAGGAAUGUCUGAUUUUAAAAAGUUUGAAAAAGCUCGUGAACUCAAAAAUCAUGUCGAACGGAUUCGAAAUGAUUACCGCAAAGAAUUGACCGAUGAGAAAAUGCAAGUGCGGCAACGUGCCACAGCCAUGUAUCUAAUUGACAGACUUGCAUUGCGUGCGGGUGGAGAAAAGGGAGACGACGAGGCUGACACCGUAGGCUGUUGUUCAUUGCGUUAUGAACAUGUUGACCUUCAACCACCCAACUUGGUUACAUUUGAUUUCCUUGGUAAGGAUUCGAUUCGCUAUUUCCAGCAGGUCGAAGUCGAUGAACAAGUUUUCACCAAUCUUCAGAUCUUCAAGAAGGAACCUAAAGGCCCAGGUGACGAUAUUUUCGACCGGUUGGAUCCAAGCAUUUUGAACAAACACUUGCAGAGCUACAUGCCUGGGUUGACGGCAAAGGUUUUCCGUACAUAUAACGCCUCGCACACAAUGCAAAAGCAGCUUGAUCAAAUCCCCAACGUCGGCACCGUUGCCGAAAAGGUCGUUGCUUUUAACGCUGCUAACCGGGAGGUUGCUAUUUUGUGUAACCAUCAACGCACAGUCGCCAAGAGCCACGAGCAAAGUGUAGCCAAAAUCGAGGAGCGCGUUGAAGAGCUGGUAUGGAAAAAAUAUCGUCUGAAAAAGAUGAUUUUGCAGCUUGAUCCUGAGAAACCCAAAGUUCUUGGAAAGAGCUACUUUGCAGACACUAAGGCUUUCAACAAGACCAAGCUGAAGGCCAUUCAUAAACGAGUCGUGGAACGCGAACAAGAAAAAGUUGAAAAGAAGUUUGCCAGAGAUAACGAAAAAAUUAAAGCUGAUAGGGAAGCUGGCGAAGAUGUGAAGCUAUUGACUAAAGACGACCUUAAAGAGCGACUCAAGGUAGUUACGAACCUCAAAGAAGAGCUGCAAAAGGAGCUGGAUACGGGUGAGUUUGAAAUCAAAUCUUCUCAAACUUGCGAAAAGCUGGAAGCCCAGGUGGCUAAAUUAGACGACCGAAUUCUGUCUACACGUCUUAGUUUGAAGGACAAACAGGACAAUUCGACGGUUGCCCUGAGCACAUCCAAGAUCAAUUAUAUUGACCCUCGUCUUUCGGUCAUGUUCUCGAAAAAGUUCGAGGUCCCUCUUGAAAAGCUAUUUACAAAGACACUGCGAGAAAAGUUUGCAUGGGCAAUUCACUCGGCCGAUAAAGAUUGGCAAUUUUAA
This is a messenger RNA of Wickerhamiella sorbophila, 2241 nucleotides long. Its product is annotated as DNA topoisomerase 1. The transcript has a single exon. Gene Ontology annotation, cellular component: nucleolus; chromosome. The coding region runs from base 1 to 2241 and encodes 746 amino acids. The record is from RefSeq and is a predicted model, not a curated record. Gene Ontology annotation, molecular function: DNA binding; DNA topoisomerase type I (single strand cut, ATP-independent) activity. Gene Ontology annotation, biological process: DNA topological change; DNA replication; chromosome segregation. Lineage: Eukaryota; Fungi; Ascomycota; Dipodascomycetes; Dipodascales; Trichomonascaceae.